UCUAUGCGUGCAUUUAGGAGAAGGAAGAGCAGAGUAAGAAAGAAUGGAGAGUCAAGGAUUUGAAAUUCCUCAACCCCAAUUCUGUGGUUCUGCCGCCUUUCAUGAUCUUGUCGACGACGAUAGCAACUUUGAGCAGUUCAUCAGUCUCAUUCGAGGAGAAAAUGACGACCCCAUCACUUGCUUCAACCCCAAUUAUGAUGCGGAGCUCAUGUUCAGUGAUGGCUUGGUGGAUAGCCAAUUCUGUUCCACCACUCCGGCAGCGGCAGCGGCCAUGUCUGAUCUCAACUCCAUGAGUAAUUCAGAUCCCAACUCGAUUUUCAUGUCGUUGCCUCCUUUUGGCGGGGAUCUCGAGGUAGGGGAUGACGAGAACGAUGGUAAUGAUGAUGAUGAUGACGAUUCCUCCGCAACAGCAACUACUGCUACUACACCAACAAAGAAGAGGACAGCCGAUCGCUCGAGAACAUUGAUUUCUGAGCGGAAGAGGAGAGGCCGAAUGAAGGAGAAGCUCUAUGCAUUGCGUUCCUUGGUUCCUAACAUAACUAAGAUGGAUAAGGCCUCCAUCGUCGGAGAUGCUGUGCUAUACAUGCAAGAGUUGCAAAUGCAAGCUAAGAAGCUAAGAGCAGAAAUAGCAGGGCUUGAGUCAUCGUUCAAAGGAUUAGAGAGAGCUGAAGGUUUGGUUUGUAGCCUAAACAAAACCCAGAUUGCAGACAAGAAGCGUCAACCAGUUCGCAAGACGAUACAGCAGAUGGAUGUAUUUCAGGUUGAGGAAAGAGGUUUCUACGUGAGAGUGGUGUGUGACAAGGGAGAAGGUGUCACAGUAGCUCUUCACAGGGCCCUUGAGUCUCUAACCAGCUUCGACGUUCAGAGCUCCAACUGCACCACGGUUUCUGAGAGACUCGUGCUCACAUUCACCAUCAAUGUUAGAGAAUGUGAGGAGAAGAUGAAUUUGGCAACAUUGGAGCUAUGGGUAGCUGGCUCUCUUCUCAACCAGGGAUUCGAAUACAAAAAUCCUUUAGCCCCUUAACUUCCCUUUCUUCCAUUGUUGUAACAGUUUUCUUCUACACAAGCACCUAGCUACUUGUGAAAAGGUUGUAUCAUACUUCCAAGAUCCAGGCUAGCUUGAGAAGUUCUUAAUAUUGUAGCUCCAGAAGGAAAUUCAUUGACCUUUUCAAAGCAUUUUCUAUA
Molecule: messenger RNA, 1185 nt
Organism: Nelumbo nucifera (sacred lotus)
Lineage: Eukaryota; Viridiplantae; Streptophyta; Magnoliopsida; Proteales; Nelumbonaceae
Product: transcription factor FER-LIKE IRON DEFICIENCY-INDUCED TRANSCRIPTION FACTOR-like
Biological process (GO): regulation of DNA-templated transcription
Cellular component (GO): nucleus
Molecular function (GO): sequence-specific DNA binding; DNA-binding transcription factor activity; protein dimerization activity
Source: RefSeq, a predicted model, not a curated record